This is a messenger RNA of Sus scrofa (pig), 2056 nucleotides long. It is a transcript of the gene ATP5F1E, whose product is annotated as ATP synthase F1 subunit epsilon. NCBI's taxonomy places the organism in Eukaryota, Metazoa, Chordata, Mammalia, Artiodactyla, Suidae. Gene Ontology annotation, molecular function: proton-transporting ATP synthase activity, rotational mechanism. Gene Ontology annotation, biological process: proton motive force-driven mitochondrial ATP synthesis. The record is from RefSeq and is marked provisional. Gene Ontology annotation, cellular component: mitochondrial inner membrane.
CUUCCGCUUCUCAGACCUGACCUUCCGGCAGCUGGGCCGCGCGCUCUGAGCCGACAUUGACGGGUCCUCGCGAUUCGACCCGACGCGCCCACUCUAGCGACAUCAUGGUGGCCUACUGGCGACAGGCUGGACUCAGCUACAUCCGAUACUCCCAGAUCUGUGCAAAGGCAGUGAGAGAUGCACUGAAGGCAGAAUUCAAAGCGAAUGCCGAGAAGACUUCUGGCAGCAACGUUAAAAUCGUGAAAGUGAAGAAGGAAUAAUCUGUAAGUGACCGAUUUAUUUAGAAACAGUUUUUUGAGCACUUCUAAAAACCCAGGUAAUUUUAAAUUUAAGUUCUGUCCAUUUUGGGUCAUUCAGAACAUUUAGAAGCUAGUUAGUGGGGGGAGUUCGCUUCAUGGCUCAGUGGUUAAUGAACCCGACUUGGAACCAUGAAGAUGUGGGUUCGAUUCCCUGGCCUCACUCAGUGGGUUAGGGAUCCGGCAUUGCUGUGGCUCUGGUGUAGGCCGGCAGCUGUAACUCCAGUUAGCCCCCCCCUGGGAACUUCUAUAUGUCAGGGGUGUGGCCCUAAAAAGCAAAAAAAAAAAAAAGGUUAGCAGUUAGCAGGACAGUCAUUUGAAGCCUGCAGGUCAUAGGAUUCCCAGGGCAUAAUCAAAGAAUGUCAUUUCAGGCCCCUGACAAGCAGAAGUAAUUGCCACAUUGAUUUUAGGUAGAGAGCCAUCUUAUUUUAAUUAAAUCCGUUUCAUUUGUCUGCACAAAAUCCAGUAAUUUGGAGGAUAAGCUCCCCACUUUUGUAAGUGCCAUUGGAAUUGCAUCAGAGUUGAGGAGCGUGAAGAAUUGCUGCUCUCCAAGUUUUGUCUCCUCCACAUGUACUAAUGUUCUCACAACUUCCUGAACAUAAAGGCCACGAGAACAGGCGAGGGUCCUGCUGUUUUAUCAGGCAGUAAAAUCAGCCAGACCCUGCGGAGAAGACUGCUUUGCUAAAUUUAUCAUGUCUUCAGAGUUUGAUUCAUUUUAUUUCUCCAAAGAUGUUGGCAGUGCAAAGUUAAAUUCUGAGCAAUAAAAGACAGUUUCGUACAAUUGAUAAGUUCAUACUUCUGUGCUCCAAACAACUAAAGCGAUUUGAUCUCUACACCGAUUUCUUGACAUUGUUAUUUCAAAGGUAAGUAAAGCAAAUUACCAGAGAGAUGUUUUUCAGAUUUAAUUUUCUUGUUUUGCCUUAAAAUAAGCCUCAGACCCACAGUAGCAAGGAAACGUGAUACAUAUUAAUCCUUUGGCAGCUUGUGGUUAUGAGCAAUUUUACUUAUUGGAACUGUCUCCCCUAAGCACUUUUCAUUUUCAUUUUGAAUUAGUAAAUAUUUUAUUACAAGUCUGGAGAUGCGAGGUUUUGAAUUUAGCCCUUUUUCUCGGGCUCUCUGUCUAGUCUCAUAAUUCUGAGGUUGGGUUGUUUUAACAAUGAGCUAACUGAGAAAAAUCACUCGGCAGCCUCUGACUGUAGCAUGGAUGUGCCAAACUCUGCAUCGAACUCCCUUGACCUUGCGUCGUCCUUGGGGCCGGGAAGUAGUGUCCAGCUCUGGUAAACAGAACACUGACCAUUCUCUGUCUGCCUUGUAGUGGACAAAGUCCCCGCCACCUCAGUGCAAGGGAUUUAGCAUCUUUUAAAGGCAGAGCAUUUCUGUAUUGCCCGGGGGAGUGUUUGGUUUUUCUUAGCAGGGAGGGGCCCCUUCGGCUAAGACCGCGGCCGUCAACCAGCGCUUUUCGCAGCUGGAGCCAGGGUUUCUCACCCCCGGGCCCUGAAGCCACAGCUGUGCAGUGCAGUUCCUUAGGAGGGAGUCAUUUCCCUCUUCAGGUGGGAUUUUCAAGAAAAGACAAAGGACCAGCAACUGCAUUUUCUCUUUUCCUCCUAGACCCUGACUACAGCUUGAAGUGCUGCGUGUUCAGUGAGGAGGUGUGGGCACGUGUCGUGGCGGAUUGAAAAGGAUGUCACCUGGGGAAACACACACAUUCCCGUCUUGUGCAUAGAUUGACAAUGCCAAUAAAGUGAAGCAUGGUCACUCUU